AUGUGUCUCCAGGUGUUUCCAUGAGUCUCCAGGUGUUUCCAUGAGUUUCCAGGUGUCUCCAUGAGUUUCCAGGUGCCUCCAUGAGUCUCCAGUCAGCAGCAGCAGAGCGUCUCACACAGACACUGACGAAGAUGGAGCGGAAGCUGGAUCUUUCCCGUCUGACUGAUGAAGAGGCCAAACACGUGUGGGAGGUGAUCCAGCGCGACUUCAACCUGCGCAAGAAGGAGGAGGAGAGGCUGACCGAGCUGAAGACACGUAUCGAGAAGGAGGACACGAAGCGGGAGCUGCUGGGCUCGGAGAGGAAUGUCUCCGACUCGCUCUGCAUCCGAUGCCUGCAGCCCUUCAAGUUCCUGGUCAACAGCAAGAGGCAGUGCCUGGACUGCUGCAUGUUCACCUGCAAGUCCUGCAGCCGCUACAACAAGAAGGAGCACGGCUGGGUGUGUGACAACUGCCGCAUGACCAGGGUGCUGAAGAUGGGCACUCUGGGCUGGUACCAUGACAACGUGAGGAACCGCUUCAAACGCUUCGGCAGCGCCAAGGUGAUGCGGUCUCUGUACAAGCGCCUGAACGGAGACGGUGAGUCUCACUGUGAUGCUUCUGGACCUUGGUCCGGUUGUUCUGAUCCUGUCCGUGUUUCUGGUUCAGGUGGUCGUGAUGACGACACCCAGAGCAUGCCGGAUGUCCGCAGCCAUGGAUACAACGGCACCGAGGAUGAUCCCGGAGAGGGCGAGGCUCAGCGCUACAAAGUGAUGAGGAAGAACAAACGUCUGCUGUCGGUUCAUCCCAUGGACUUUGACUCAGAGGACUACCUUCCUCAUUCACGGCGACCUUCUGAGCAGCAGAUGCAGGAUGAUCGGUAUUACCGGAACGACGGGGACUACGACUACUACACUCACCGAGGAAACCGCAGAAAGAGUCUGGACCGCUAUGCCAUGAGACCCGAUGAGCAUGCAGACAACCGGAUGGUCCGGACCCGCUCUCUGUCGAAGAUCAGCUCCUCGGUGGCGAGGCAGCAGUAUGUCGACACCUCCGACGAGGAAGAGUACCAGAGGUAUCAACCUGUUCACCAGCAACCCCACCACCGCAGAAAGAACAGCCGAGCCUCCUCCCAGGAGAACCUGGGCCAAGCCCCGCCUAUCAACGAACUGAACAAGCGGAUGUUCGCCAUUGAGAGCCUGCUGAGCCGUCUGGAGGAGAAGAUGACUCCUGCUGAUGAGGCCUUGACUUCGUCAGCUCCAAAUGAGGAGGAGAAGCUGAGGAGGAAGCUGAGUGAGCUGGCAGGAAACCUGAGUGAUAAAGGCCUGUCGUCAGAUGAUGAGGCUGGGAAAAAGCCUUUCCCUGGGACUAAAGGCUCUUCUGGCGUCAGAGGAGGACCAGUGGUCCCUCUGGACUCCCUGAAGGACAAGGAGCUGAGCUCGUCCAGCGACGAGAUGCCAACAGAGGCUCAAAAGAGAUCCACUGCCGCCGCCCUCUGUGACCUCACCACUGAGGUCCUGAGAACCAUUAACGCCACAGAAAACGCAAUGGUCGAGUACGGCCUCGCAGAGCCGAUCGACAGGUCCCCCUUAGUUGGCCCUGAUGUAAAGCAGGCCGAUGAUGCUUUCAGGGAACUUGAGGAAAAUGUGUACAUCACGGCCGGACAGUCCUACGAGCUGGAGUCUAAGCUGCGGCGACUCGAGCAAAGCGCUAAGAAUCGUUUUGGAGGGACGACGGACUCUGAGCUGUCGGAGCUGGAGGACGUGGUGGCGCUGACCGCCGCCAGAGUACAGAGCGCCGAGAGCGAGGUGUCGGACAUUGAGAGUAAAAUCGCAGCUCUGAGCGCCAAGAAGAAGGUUUUUGGAUCUCAUCAGAAGAAACGGACUGCGUCAGACCUGCCCAAGAGUAACGGCGCUCCUUGGAGAUCCAGCAACAUGUUCUGAACCAGGCCCGGUUUCAGGAUGUAGUUCAUUCCUCUUCCUCCUGUUCUUCAUCAACGUUCACGGACCGGAACCGGGACACACAACCAAUCAGAGGAACAUCAUGGAGUUCAGAAAACCUGCAGAUGGAGUUUGAACCUGAAGGGUU
Messenger RNA from Poeciliopsis prolifica (blackstripe livebearer), 2064 nucleotides. RefSeq names its product melanophilin-like. The record is from RefSeq and is a predicted model, not a curated record. The transcript has 16 exons. Gene Ontology annotation, molecular function: small GTPase binding; actin binding; myosin binding. NCBI's taxonomy places the organism in Eukaryota, Metazoa, Chordata, Actinopteri, Cyprinodontiformes, Poeciliidae. Gene Ontology annotation, biological process: intracellular protein transport. The coding region runs from base 81 to 1919 and encodes 612 amino acids. Gene Ontology annotation, cellular component: cortical actin cytoskeleton.